This is a messenger RNA of Closterium sp. Naga37s-1, 951 nucleotides long. Lineage: Eukaryota; Viridiplantae; Streptophyta; Zygnematophyceae; Desmidiales; Closteriaceae. The record is from the annotation of a GenBank genome assembly.
AUGGUCCCUGUACAGUCUUUCACAAGUGGGCUGCUGGGCACAGGUGGGGCUGCUGGUCAUAGGUGGGGCUGCUGGUCACAGGUGGGGCUGCUGGUCACAGGUGGGGCUGCUGGUCACAGGUGGGGCUGCUGGUCACAGGUGGGGCUGCUGGUCACAGGUGGGGUUGCUGGUGCUGGUGCUGGCGGCUGGCGCUGGGGCUGGUUCCUGGUGCUGGCGGCUGGCGCUGGGGCUGGUUCCUGGUGCUGGCGGCUGGCGCUGGGGCUGGUUCCUGGUGCUGGCGGCUGGCGCUGGGGCUGGUUCCUGGUGCUGGCGGCUGGCGCUGGGGCUGGUUCGUGGUGCUGGCGGCUGGCGCUGGUGCUGGUUCCUGGUGCUGGCGGCUGGCGCUGGGGCUGGUUCCUGGUGCUGGCGGCUAGCGCUGGGGCUGGUUCCUGGUGCUGGCGGCUGGCGCUGGGGCUGGUUCCUGGUGCUGGCGGCUGGCGCUGGGGCUGGUGCCUGGUGCUGGCGGCUGGUGCUGGUGCUGGUUCCUGGUGCUGGCAGCUGGCGCUGGUGCUGGUUCCGCCGCCACUCCCUUCCCCUCCUCUCUCUCCUUUCCACAGCGUCCCGCCGCCACUCCCUUCCCCUCCUCUCUCUCCUUUCCACAGCAUCCCGCCGCCACUCCCUUCCCAUCCUCCCUCUCCUCCCCAUGGCGACCGCCGCUGCACACGCAAACAGUCGCGACGGGGGGGGGGUGACGGGCAGGGGGCGGGGGGAAUGCGACGGGCAGAGCGGGCGAAUGAGCGGCUGGGGCGAUCGCCGGUGCUCUGGCGAUCGUCGCUGGCGUUCCCCCCGACCGCCGGUGCGACAGGCGAGGUGCAGGGUGGCGCUGGCUGCAGUCGAUGGCGCAAACGCGAUCGCGGGCCGCUGGCGACUUCGCUGGCGACUUCACUGGCGGGUCGCUGGCGGUCGCCAUAG